Recurvomyces mirabilis is the source of this 3621-nucleotide messenger RNA. RefSeq lists its product as uncharacterized. Gene Ontology annotation, molecular function: metal ion binding. The transcript has a single exon. NCBI's taxonomy places the organism in Eukaryota, Fungi, Ascomycota, Dothideomycetes, Mycosphaerellales, Teratosphaeriaceae. The record is from RefSeq and is a predicted model, not a curated record. The coding region runs from base 1 to 3621 and encodes 1206 amino acids.
AUGACUUCUCGCGCUCGCGGCCCCUUCGAGGAGUCCGAUGUUGACUCUGUCGCAUCAAACACUACAGAAGGCAGCGACGAGCUCGAGAUCUAUAAUGUGGACCGCGUGCUAGCGGAGAAGGUCGACGAUGAAGAUGGCAAGCUGAAAUAUCUACUGAAGUGGACCGGCUAUGGCGAUCACCGCUCGACAUGGGAGCCGAGAGAAAAUGUCCAAAGCGGGAAUAUACUGAUCGAUUGGAAGCAGAGAAAACUCAAGAUUCAACAGGGUGAAGAACAGCCUUUCGACCUGGAGGCGUGGGAGGAUGAGUGUCAAAGCCUUUACGACCAGAGCCUGGAAAGGAGGCGGCGGCGCAAGCAAAAGCGGAGGCGGCGAGGCAUGACUGUGUCAUCGACUGAAGAUGAGUACGACGCUGAGGAGCGGACCGAGGACGAUGGUGUUCGAAAACGUGAUUCGAGGAUCGACAGUGACGAUGUAGAGGUUAUCGCUGGGGUUGGCCAGCAAUGGGGUAAACGUAUCAAGGCCUCUCCUAUCAAGCGCAAAGGCACCGCUCAGAAGCUAGCAACUAGGAGAAGAGCCUCUACAUCUUCUUCGUCCGAAGCGGAAGAGGAUAACACUCAGGCAGACUCAGAUUUCAACUCACUCUUUGACGCGGGUUCGCAACCAAUAUACCCCGACCUCGACACGUUACCGAGAAAGGUUUCAACCGUGCAGAAGGCCCCGAAACCAGCGCCCAGCAAAGUCCCGGCUUCCAGGACGAAUACGAGUGCACCAUUGUCCAACAAAACUCAACUGGCAAGGAGACUUGUCCCUGUGAAUAGUGCCAUGGCCACUGCAAAACGCUCCAAGGGUGUGUUUGCCAAUUUUAACAAAGUUGGACCUGCGAAGACAAGGCAGCAGCGCGCUCCGAUGGACGGUGCUAGCACAAGCGAUCCCAAAGCACCGCAUCUGUUCAAGAAAUUGGGCCAUCGAUCCAGAUAUCAGAGACACGAUCGAGAAAGAGCGCCAGACUUCAAUGCUUUGACAAUCAUCGAUCCGAGGACUGGCAGACCUGAGCCUCCAACAGCCGUAUCGUCCGUUCCCGACACAGCCUCGACCAACAAUACGAACCCGUACGCUCGCGGCGAGUCUAGGCCAGAGCGGUCACGCAGUGCUACACCUCCUCGUGUAGGAGCCAGUCAGAUUUCCUCGGUGUUUCCAUCGACCCACAGACGAUUCAGGACUUGCGUGCACUGGCUAGAGAAUCGGUGUAGAUCGAAGGCCGAGGACUGCUCCUACGCUCAUUACUAUAUCACAGAAGAAUCCAAAGCCGCACAGGCACCUUCCAACGACGUGGACAUGGGACCGCCUCCACCACCACCACUACCAGCUAUGCCACCGGCGCCAACACAACAAUGGGAGUUUCAGGGUAAAUGGACUUCCAAAUUCGAGACAUCAUGCUAUUACUGGCUGAAAGAGGGAUGUACCAAGCCGGACUCUGUAUGCGAGUUUGCACAUCGUAUCACUGGCGUGUUACCGAAUGCUGCUAGGCGCGAUGCAAACCUGCCUGGUCAGCUGAAGGAGUGGAAGACCAAAAUUUGUCCAGAUUGGAGGCAAGGAAGAUGCCUGCUUCUGGAGUCCCACUGCAAAUUCGCUCAUCGAGAGACGGAGUCUCAGCAAGAGCCAUCGGAACAACUGAUCCGGUCUUACCCACUAGGUAUGAAGACCAUGACAUGUCACUUCUGGCUGCAUGGGGGCUGUGUCAAGUCCGAAGCCGCAUGUGAAUUUGCUCAUCAUGACACGGGUCAGUACAAAGAUCCUAGGGUACUGCCGGUCAGGGAAAGUGAACAUGCUUCAUUUGCUCCACCGCCGCCACCACCACCUCCACCUCUUCGAGAUACAAAUCGUGAGCAAGAACUUCUACGAACACUACCACGUAGUGAGAUCACUUGUUACUUCUGGAGCAUCGGAACCUGUAGGAGGGCCGACCACCAGUGUAGCUACGCUCAUUGGGAUACUGGUGUUGUGGCUCUGCCGCCACCUGGAUUCGUUAAGCGCGAUUCUAUGCCCGGUCCACCCACCAGGACUCAAUCUUUCAACGACGCUACGAUGGACCAUGGUUCGACAAGUAUACUGCCGGAUCUGAUUGCGAGGAUGGAGCCGGCACAGUCCGACACGACGACGUACCGUGGUGUGCUUCAAGUCAGUACUUCUGGAUACAUCAGACACAAUAUCGACGCGGACAUCAGUGUAUCUGGUCGAGCUCAAUUCGAGCAGCUUUUCUACCCAGUGGCCAAAGGCAUUCACUUCAUGCCCGAUUGCAUGGUCACUCAAAGUGAUGUACAGGCGUGGCUGUCGGAUCUGGUCGCUCAAGGUAUGAGCUGGCCGGCGGGCACCAUACAGCCAGUUGAAGGUUCGCGGCAGGUGGCAGACAAGCUUGCUGAGGUUGGGAGGCUGCACGCGGCUGCUUUCGCUUCACUCCAAGACUCCUUCACGUUGCUUGUGUACCCUGCCGACUCCGAUCUCUGGCGCUUCAUCGAGCCUUCGAAUGCUCCACCAUCGGCUUCUGCGCCUCUACGAUUCCGACUGCUGCCGCCUUUGACAGGAGUCGAGAUGCCACCGAACAAGUCCCAGAAUUUUCAGCUCCCAAUCAUCCCUGAUACUGUCAAAGAUCGAGCGUCAGUAGCUGCGACCAUGUACGUGCUAGGCUUUGACCCUGAGAUCGUUCUCCUGCCCGAGAAAGACAAAGAGAAUCGCAUUUUUCUAGCAUGGCCCGAGAGCCGUGCAGAAGAGAUGCAGUUCCUGAUUCGCCUUUUCCAAGACCUCAAAUGUAAAGUCUACCAUUCUGGUGCGGCUGGAAGCUGGGACUACGUUCGCAAGAACCACCGAUCCUUUGCGCUGAUCGUGCAUCCCGACACACCGUUCUGGGCACUUCCUGGCCUGUACGCAUUGCUGCAAUCAGGCAGUGCUUUUAGAGUAUUCUGUGUAGGCCCGCAGCUCGACUUUGAUGCUGGAGACAUGGUGCCGAAGUACACUCUCAAGCGCCUCUUCCCUAACGGCAAGGCUACACUGCUGACGGACAGUCUGUUUACCGAUCGCCCGGAGAGAGCGACCGAGCUCAUUCGUCAAUUCCUUGUCGAAUCGAAUAACAAGCCGGAGGGCGGUCGCAACGACAAGAUUGUGACCAGGCCGGGUGUCAAGCAAUGGUUGUUCGAGCUUUUGGAGCAUCACACCAGACCUGAUGAUACUGUUGACGCCUGCUGGAUCGAUCUGUACAGUGCUGUAAACGAGCUCUGUCCGCCCGAAGAUGAAGAUCUUGAGGAGCCGUCGACCCCUCUGCCAGAAUCAUACCUUGUAUCUAUACCAGCGAGACAGAUGCCGACUUUCAUGGGACUCACGAACACAGACUCGGAGGCAGCGGCGGAUCUGCUGGUACAGUGGUUCGCGGGGUGGGCUGUAGAAAAUGCUCCCAACUUCCGCCGAUUUGUCGUCUGUCAUGAGUCGCAGAAGACGGAGGUUGUUGUGGAUGGGAAUGGGAGGUCGAGUGUUCAAGUUGUCGUUGAUCCCGAAGGAUGGGCAAACAAGUAUAGGCAUGUUGGUGUACUGCGGCUGGAAGAUAUCCUACCGAAGAAGGGCAGGAAAUAG